Messenger RNA from Cornus florida, 2677 nucleotides. Its product is annotated as ankyrin repeat-containing protein ITN1-like. The coding region runs from base 169 to 1941 and encodes 590 amino acids. The transcript is spliced from 4 exons. The record is from RefSeq and is a predicted model, not a curated record. Gene Ontology annotation, cellular component: plasma membrane. Gene Ontology annotation, molecular function: protein phosphatase 1 binding; protein phosphatase regulator activity. Lineage: Eukaryota; Viridiplantae; Streptophyta; Magnoliopsida; Cornales; Cornaceae.
UUCUCUGCAGUUUCCUUUGUUGUCCUUUGUCAAGUCAUCUUCCUUCUACGUGCCUUCCCUCGCUCCACUUUUCUACAAACCCAAAGACUUCCAUAAGUCUCAGGGUCUCUCAAUCUCUCCUCAAAAUUCAUUUUCUAGGGUUUGCCGUUUGUCUCUUUCUGCUCAAACAUGGCUUCAGCUACGGAAGAAGGAGGAGAAAGAGAUUUGGAGAAGGGAUUGAUGACUCCCAGACUGAGCCAAAACCCUCUUGCCGAGGCAUCGCCAUCGCCAUCGCCAUCUCCAUCUCCAUCCCCAUCAUCCGCGACUGCACCUGCUCUGGUAUUAUCGAAUUCCGGCAAGCGGAUUGAUCAAGCCGGAAAGAAGAAGUAUGUGAAGCAAGUGACUGGCCGGCACAAUGACACCGCCCUGCAUUUGGCAGUGCAGCGAGGUGAUCUAGCAGCAGUGAAGCAGAUUCUUGAUGAUAUUGAUUCAAAAAUGUUGAGGACUCUGAGUGGAGCGGACUUUGAUGUUGAGGUUGCAGAGAUUCGAGCAUCACUUGUCAAUGAGGUGAAUGAAUUGGGAGAGACACCAAUGUUCAUUGCAGCAGAGAAGGGUCAUCUUGAUAUUGUGAAAGAGUUGUUUAAGUAUUCAAGUAAGGAAAGUAUCUCAAAAAAGAAUGGGGGUGAAAUGGAUCCUUUGCAUAUAGCUGCAAGUCAAGGACACCAUGACAUUGUUAAGGUGCUAUUAGAUUAUGACCCAGGGCUCAGUAACACAAUUGGACCAUCAAAUGCGACCCCUCUUAUAUCCGCAGCUUCCAAAGGGCAUGUAUCUGUGGUUAAUGAGCUGCUGUCUAAGGAUUGUAACUUGUUGGAGAUUUCUAGAUCCAAUGGGAAAAACGCUUUGCAUUUAGCUGCCAGACGGGGACAUGUAGACAUUGUGAAGGCGUUGCUAGACAAAGAUCCACAAUUGGCAAGAAGGAAUGAUAAGAAAGGACAGACUGCACUGCAUAUGGCUGUAAAAGGGGUUAGCUGUGAAGUGGUGAAAUUGCUUCUUGAGGCUGAUCCAGCUAUUGUCAUGCUGCCAGACAAAAAUGGUAGCACAGCAUUACAUGUAGCCACCAGGAAAAAGCGAGCAGAGAUAGUGAAUGAGUUGUUACGACUCCCUGACACCAAUGUUAAUGCGCCUAACAGAGAUCACAAGACAGCUCUUGAUAUAGCUGAAGAGCUUCCCUACUCUGAAGAAUCCUCAGGUAUAAAAGACUGCCUUUAUCGCUUUGGUGCUGUCAGAGCUAAUGACCUUAACCAACCAAGGGAUGAAUUGAGGAAUACUGUGACCCAAAUCAAGAAAGAUGUCCACAUCCAGCUUGAGCAAACCAAGAGGACAAACAAGAAUGUUUAUGGAAUUGCCAAAGAGCUGAGGAAACUCCACCGAGAAGGGAUCAACAAUGCUACCAACUCGGUGACUGUGGUGGCUGUGCUUUUUGCAACAGUUGCCUUUGCAGCUAUUUUCACUGUGCCUGGUGGGGAUCUUGAUAAUGGGAUGGCUGUGGUGGUGAGCCAUACUUCUUUCAAAAUCUUUUUCAUCUUUAAUGCCAUUGCAUUGUUUACAUCCUUGGCUGUUGUUGUAGUUCAGAUUACAUUAGUUAGAGGUGAAACAAAAGCUGAAACACUGGUAGUUGGAGUGAUUAACAAGUUAAUGUGGUUGGCCUCUGUGUGCACGUCGGUGUCAUUUAUAGCCUCCUCUUAUAUAGUGGUUGGUCGGCGGCACAAGUGGGCUGCAAUUUUGGUUACAGUUGUGGGGGCAGUGAUAAUGGCUGGGGUUCUUGGCACCAUGACUUAUUAUGUGGUGAAGUCAAAGAGGACACGAUUGAGAAGGAAGAGGGUGAGGCAUGCAAGGAGUGGAUCCACCUCGUGGCAUCACUCCGAGUCCAACUCAGAAGUCGACCGGAUUUAUGCCCUUUGAUGUGAUAAUUCCUAGCCUUCAGUUUCAGAUUUCUGGGUUGCGGAUUGAAUGGAACGAUGGGUGUGUAAUAAGACUGAAGGUAUUUAGGUGCACUUAAAGACCCCUACAUUUGUUAAGAAACAACAAUGCUUCCAUAGCGGUAGCAUCUUAUGCCUUGGUUUAUUUUAUGAAUCCCUGCAGUUGGAUGACUAUUGUAAGUUAGAUGUUAGGUCUGUUGCUGAAGGAAAAAAGGGGGGAGGAACACUGGUUUCUUUCCUGUUGUUUAAUGCUGCAUGUAUAGAAUCAUAAGACCUGAAAGUGGGUUGGAAAGAGAUAAGAGAGGGUCAGAAAGUUCCAGAUUCUGUGGAAGGCGUUGAAGAUUCUUGUGUUCAGUUUGUGCAAUUUGUGGGUAAGUUAAUAUAUCAGAGCCAAAUUUGGAAGAAAACAUAAAUAACACAAGCAAGAGACUUCACUGGAUGGUUAUAUGAAGCUAUGCCCGGAAGUGGAUAUUUCAGCAUUGUGAAGAAUUCUACUUGCUCAAAGGUUUCAAGUCUUCUCAAGUGAUACUCAUAGCUCGCAGAGGGACUCUGUCUGGUAGUAUUAAAAUUUUCUCAAUGUUCAAUAUCAUCAAGUCCAAUACCACAACUGCAAAUGGUGGUGUAGAUUAAGCCUAAUUGAUGGUUGUACUUUAGUUAUAUAGAGAUCUCCUGGACCAUUAUAUUUAUCAAGUAUAUAUGAAAUGUGCUCUUCAAAAUUA